Molecule: messenger RNA, 144 nt
Organism: Acaulospora morrowiae
Lineage: Eukaryota; Fungi; Glomeromycota; Glomeromycetes; Diversisporales; Acaulosporaceae
Source: the annotation of a GenBank genome assembly
AUGAAUACUUUCUCUCAAGAGAUAAACCAACUGUUUAAGCAUCCUGAUGAAAAUCUGAAGAAGACAAACAAAAUGGAAAAAUUACAACCAGAUAAUGUGAAUCCUAUCACAUACUUACCCCAAAAAGCUAAUGGCACCACCUGA